AUGGAUCAAAAACAAUCGGGUCCUUAUAGGGCUCACAAGAGAGCAUCCGGGAACUAUAAGCCGCCUACUUGUGAGGAUGCUACAGCUACGGACAUGAGCGACUCGCAGCCCGAGAGACCUACUCGACAACACCACAGAGAUGGCGCGGAGCCUCGUCAGCCUCUACAGCCGACUACGGCGAAUACACCGAGCAGCAGUCGCUUUUCGGGUCAGGCUACGAAUCAAACUACUUAUCAGCAGAGCGGCUAUACCAGUCAUCCCUUUGCCCCGGUUCAGAGCACAUACAAUCCGCUCUACGGGAGUUCUUCCGUCCCUAUGAAUUAUCCGUCAACGUAUCAGGCACCAUCCUAUCCUGGACGAUACGCCUCCAACACAUCAGUCCCGUACUCUUACGGCGGUCAGUACGCCCAGCCGCCUUACAUCUACGCUCCAACCACGCAGCCUCCAGUGGGAUACACUGAUCCUCGGAGGUACUCUUACGGCGACGAAUACUACCCGCCUGAACCCACAAACACCUACCCAUCUCGGCCUCCACCCCCUGCUCCCCGGCCUCCGAGGGCCAACUAUGGCUACGAGCAACGGUCAGCUACGCCGGCGCCCAAGACCGAGAGGCUACCACCACCCAAGAAGAAGGUUCCGGCUAGACCAGCUACUGCUAGACCCGCGGAGGACAAUUCAGGGCAGGAGAAGUUGAUCAAGGAGAUUGGCAAGAUGCGCAGACAGAUUAAGAAACUAGAGAUGGGCCAGGAAGACCUCCUCUCUGACACGGGACGUGUGCGGUCCGAGUUCAUGCUUCCGAGUGCAUCCCUCGCCGGCCGAGCCUCUUCGGCGGAAUCCGUCCAAGCCCUCGAGCACAUCCGGCGCAUCAUCGACGACUGUCUACGCAAGACGGGGAGGGAGUCGUCUUACUACGGGGACUCGAGCGUCGACGCCAUCGGGGCUCUCAUCAGGGACAAGUUGGCGUCUGAGAGGAGGGAGUCGAUGGAGCCGAGGGAUGACCGGUCUUUUAGGAGGAGGGUCAUCGAGGUGCUGCAGGAUCUCGAGACGCAGGAUGGACGGUGGGAGAGGAGGUCGACUACCGGGGGUAGCACCACCAGGGAGGAGAAGAGACGUUCAGGUGGUCAGCGGUCUAUCACCUCUAGCGAUCCGCCCUUGGAACCCGUCACGCCGCCGUCGAGCUACAGCAUGCCGCAGCGCACCGGAAAGCCAUCGAGCGUGUCCCCGGAGCCUGGACACUCAAGGGACGUCGAGUACAUCUACGAGACCCGACCGAGGGGUACAUCCCGCGCCGUCCACUCAGACGAAGAGACAAUAUCCCGGCCCCCUAUCACUCGACGACCUGAGGCAGGCUACCAGGGUGGUGGUGCAGGUACAGGCCGGGCGAGGCGGAGGUCCAUGGUUGAGCCCGAACGGGGCAGUUACGGGAGGCCGCGCGUGUACCACGGCACUGAGGAAGUAGUAGACGACUACGAAGACGACCGUCCUCCCCGUCGGCGAACCGUGUAUCCCGACCGUCGGUCAACUCCUUACACAGGAGGUAGUCUCGGGCAACGAUUCCGCACGGAUCCCACGUCUGCGCCGUCUUCGUCUACGCGAUGGAGCAGGGAAGGAGGAGUGUACGAUGCGAGAUGA
Fusarium falciforme is the source of this 1632-nucleotide messenger RNA. RefSeq lists its product as hypothetical. The coding region runs from base 1 to 1632 and encodes 543 amino acids. NCBI's taxonomy places the organism in Eukaryota, Fungi, Ascomycota, Sordariomycetes, Hypocreales, Nectriaceae. The transcript has a single exon. The record is from RefSeq and is a predicted model, not a curated record.